This is a messenger RNA of Mya arenaria, 931 nucleotides long. RefSeq lists its product as uncharacterized. The transcript is spliced from 4 exons. Gene Ontology annotation, cellular component: plasma membrane. Lineage: Eukaryota; Metazoa; Mollusca; Bivalvia; Myida; Myidae. The record is from RefSeq and is a predicted model, not a curated record. The coding region runs from base 174 to 689 and encodes 171 amino acids.
ACGUACACACGAUUCAUACUGAAGUGGUCAUUGAGUCAGCAUAAUACAUCUUAUAAUGUCCGCAAACACUUUGACAAUAUAAAGUAAGGAGUAUUCAGUGUUUGCUGUUUUAUUAUAAAACUCAACCAUCUUUGGAAUUUAACAUUUUCUAUUAUAUCUGUACGUAGUCAGUUAUGGCAUGGAAGACCUUGGUGAUAAUCGCUCUGGGCAUGCUGAGCGUGGCGCUGGUGAUAAGCAUUGUUAGCUGCUCCAUACCCUACUGGGUGACUACCAAACAAGUUGGAUCCUCUAAAGUCUGGAUGGGCCUGUGGAAAAUCUGCUUUAAACAAUCGGGAAAGCUAGAUUGCACUCAAAUCGCGACCUCAGGCUGGUUGAAAGCUGUACGAGCGUUUGUAGUGCUGGGUAUUGUGGCCACCAUGGUGUCCCUCGUCAUGACAACGCUACACCUACGAGCUGAACAGGUGCUCUAUCCAGCCGUCGGAGCGGCUUCGUCUGCUGCCGCGUGGCUCUUUUUCGUUAUAGCAGUGGCAAUAUAUGGAGGAGAGAUGAAGUUUCCCAACAGUGGUGGCCACUUCAGUUCCGGGUAUUACCUUGCAGUAUUGUCCGACAUCACGUGUCUUGUUGCAACCGUGCUGAUCCUGGUAUCAUGGAAGUCCUCCCGGCGAGGGGGAUACGACGUCGUCCCGUAAACCAUUCAGGGUCACAUCCAUUGGGAAUCAACCUUGCAAACUAUCUGUUUUAUCGAUAUAUCAAUGUUUAUAUGUUUGGAAAUUACAGGCAUAUGUCAUGUGCAUACUUAUUAACUAACCAUAAAUAAAUACAUAAUCAGUUUACACACAAGUGUUAACGGAUGUCGAAAGCAUUGCCUUCUUCGCCGGUUUCAUACAUGUCAAUUUAAUACAAACUUCCAAUAAAAAAUAUUUUUUUCGUC